Messenger RNA from Clavispora lusitaniae ATCC 42720, 405 nucleotides. Its product is annotated as YqaE/Pmp3 family membrane protein. The record is from RefSeq and is a predicted model, not a curated record. Gene Ontology annotation, cellular component: membrane. Lineage: Eukaryota; Fungi; Ascomycota; Pichiomycetes; Serinales; Metschnikowiaceae.
AUGUGCUGCUGCUGCUGCGAAUGUAUGUCUGACAUUUUCCUUGUGGUGCUAUCUGUUCUUUUCCCACCACUUCCCGUGUGGAUCCGCAGAGGCAUCUGUUCAGCGGAUUCUUUCAUCAACAUCUUGCUUUGUAUUCUUGGCUACUUGCCUGGUUUGAUCCACUCUUGGUACAUUAUUGCCAAGUAUCCUCCAUAUACCCUCAACCAAGAACUGAGGGUCUACUACGUGUACCAGAACUCGUCUGAUUUGGAAAGCCAGCGAACCCCCGCUCGCCACUCUGUCAGCGUGGAGCCUGCCCCUGUUUCCACGCCUAAUUAUGCGUCGACAGACAACAGGGCAGAAAGAGAGCCCCUUCUAAUAAACGACGCUCCUCCAGCAUACACAGAGUUGCCUACAAGCAAGUGA